AUGAACCUGGACUCCUUGUCUUUUGCCUUGUCACAAAUAACCUAUUUGGUCGCAAAUUUAACCAAGAAGAAUUUCAAAUCAAGCUCACAAGAAUUAUCACAGUUGGUGGGUCUGUAUGGCGUGGAGGCGGACCGACAUCUGCUGCGCUGCCUGCUGUCUCAUGUUGAUUUGAGCGUAGACGGCAGCAAAAGCAAUAACAGUCUCCUAUUGGAGCUGCUCGGCCAGGAGUGCAGUUCUCUGCUCACCAAACCGUCGCUUGUCUCCAAUAUUUGUUACGCCAUCGACAACCCACUUCAUCAUCAAAAGACUCUAAAACCAACACCUCAGCUUUUCACACAGCUGAGUAAAGUUUUGAAGCUCAACCCAGUGCAAGAAGUUGUGUUUGGGUUAGCUCUAACUCAUUCAUCUAACACAGAUACUGAGAAUUUUGCUACCCAGUUUGUGAAACAGAAACUUCCAGAACUCAUAAGAUCUUACAUUGACAUUGACUCAAGCAGAGGUCACCAGGAAGGAGGCUUGCAUGAUUCUACUCCUGAAGUUUUGCAUUUGAUUCUCAGCAGUGUGUUUUGUGAUUCUGCCAACCAAUUUGGUGUUACUUCCGAAACUAAAGAAUCAUUCCUCAAAAACCUCCGCCGUGACUUCCCAAGAGAGUUGGUACCUGUUGUACUGGCUCCAUUGAUCUAUCCCAACAAACCUGAUUUGCCUAUGGACAAGUUGAACCAAGACAGCUCAGUCAUGGCUAACACUAAUCAACUUGCGGAGAUGAUCAUGGAGAUGGGAUACAACUUCACCUCCUCUGUAGAAACAUGCCGCAGUGCAUUGGCUUCCCUUGGUGGGCGAGACUUGUCAGCAGCUGCUGUGGCGCGCAUCCUUUCCAUGAUGGCAAGAACGCACAAUGGUUUGGAUGAUCAGGUGUCACUUCAAAGUCUGAAGAACUCGUCAAAUUUCUGGGGAGGAGGAGGAGUGGGAGACUCGUCUGUGAAAGAUAAAGGUGGAGGGGUUAAUGAUCCCUCACAUCCCUCCACAUGGAACGUUGAAGUGUUGAUCCAAACUUUGAAAGAACUCGCUCCCGGCCUUCCUUGGAAGGAAGUUGUGACCUCUCUGGAUCAUCCUGAAUUCAUCAUCAAAGAUCGCAUUGGCCUCAAUGUCCUGUCCUCAGCUUUGCAGAUGGGUUGGCAAAGUCAAGGCUUUCAUCAGGAGCUUCCUGCUGAACUUCUUUACCGAAGACUUUGGAAGAACACUGAUGGUCAGUUUUCUUUGCUUCAGCAAAUUUUGAAGAACUCUGACAUAUUUUGCAUAGCAGACUAUCCUUUCCAUUCUGCGCCAGUCGAUGUGUUGAAGGCACCUCCUGAAAAUGACAACAAAGAUGUAGCAACAUGGCAUUGUGUGGAUUUGGUGGAAACACUAUUGCACUUAGCUGACUGUGGACUUUAUGCUCAAGUUCAAGAGCUAUUCAAAGUUCCCAUUCAGCUGUGCCCUGAUGUCCUUGUUCUAGUUUUACUGAAUAUCAGCCCCCCUGUGACCAUGCUUCGGCAAGAGCUUUUCAACACUCUGGUUCCUAUAUUCUUGGGAAACCACCCCAAUGCUGCCAUCAUCCUGCAUAAUGCAUGGCACAGUCAGAUUAUCUCCAUCAAACCUAUCAUCAUGCAUGCCAUGGCAGAGUGGUACUUGCGUGAUACAGAUCAGACUAGACUGUCUCGCAUAUUGGAUGUAGCUCAGGAUCUUAAAGCUCUCACCGUUUUGUUAAACGCCCAAUCAUUUUUGUUUGUUAUUGAUUUGGCAUGCUUGGCCUCAAGACGGGAGUAUCUUAAGUUAGAAAAAUGGUUGGCUGACAAAAUUCAUGACCAUGGCGAGCCCUUUGUAUCAGCUUGCAUCAAAUUUCUUCAAAGAAGAUGCCCUCAAAUUAUGGGUGGAGUUAUCAAGGAUGACAACAUGCCUAAAUCUGCUCAGCUUCCUCAUGAGACUUUAGCUGUCAUGUUGAAUUGUCUUCAAGGCUGCUCAGUGGGUCUAUCUCAAGAACUAACUGAAAUUAUCAUGACCAUGGUUGCUAACUGUAGUAUACUUCUAAACAAACCAAGGCAACCUCCACCUGGACCUGGUGUUCUACGGUCUCAUUCACAAACCCAUCGAACCGGCCUGGAACACUCCCUCCUCGGUGGACAAGUGUUUCCGACUUCUACGGACCCAAUGGCAUCUCUGAGCUCCACCCUUGUGGGUUUGAAUCUGAGUAGUAUGGGUCCUGGUGGGAUGGGCGGCCCUCCCACCAGUUCAGCAUUUAAUCUGCCAGGAAGCCUAGGACCUCUUGUGUCCACUCCUGGCUCCCCUUCAAGGUUGUUAGCCCCAUCUGGACCCACUGGACCCGGGCCUUCUCAGAGUCCUUUCCCCAUGCUACUAAACAACCAGCUGCAGCAUGUUGGGGGCCCGGUUGGCUCUCAGGUCCAAGGAGGGGCUGGAACGUCGCUGGUCGGAGGCAUGGGCAUUCCACAUUUGGGUCCCCAGCCAGUGGAUAAAACGCGGCUAGGGGAAAUUUCACAGAUGUUCCCUGAGAUGUCACCCAAUGUUCCGAAGGAAAUUGAAGAUGAGGCUAACAGCUACUUUCAAAGGAUUUAUAAUCAUCCGCCUCACCCUACUCUGUCUAUUGAUGAAGUUCUUGAAAUGCUUAAGAAGUUUAAAGACUCCUCUAGCAAGCGUGAAAAGGAAGUGUAUUAUUGCAUGAUCCGUAACUUGUUUGAGGAGUAUAGAUUCUUCCCUCAGUAUCCUGACAAGGAACUACAUAUUACUGCUCAACUUUUUGGUGGUAUUGUUGAUAGAGAGCUUUGCCCGAAUUACCUGGCAAUGGGAUUGGCACUUCGCUCAGUUCUAGAAGCUUUGCGGAAGCCCCAUGGUAGCAAAAUGUACUACUUUGGAAUUGCUGCCCUCGAUAGAUUCCGUGGGAAAUUAAAGGAUUAUCAGAGGUAUUGUGAGCAUGUGUCAGCAAUACAACACUUCAGGGACUUUCCACCCCAUCUUAUUGAGUAUGUCGAGUUUGGCAAGAAUGCUAUGGAACCACCUCAUCAACCAACUGGCCAUGUGCUGCCAGCAUCAUUGGCUGCCCUUGUAACACCCAGCCAAACGCCCGCCUCGACCGUUAUUUCGGCCAUUCCUUCCACAACAAAGGCAACUUCGUCGACUGGUACCAUGCCCAGUCGUCCAUCUAUUGCAAAUGCCACAAAUAUUGACACUUUGUUGGUAGCAACGGAGAAGGAGGACAAAAUUACAGCCCCUCCAGAAGCUCUUCAAGACAAAGUUGCUUUUGUGUUCAACAACCUGAGUCAGUUAAACCUUCAAACUAAGUGUGAUGAGAUCCGGGACCUGGUGACUGAAGAAUAUUGGCCAUGGAUUGCACAGUAUCUUGUGAUGAAGCGAGCUAGCAUUGAACUGAAUUUCCAUGCCUUGUAUUCCAAUUUCCUUGACACACUGAAAAUUAAUCAGGUUUACUUGUUGGUCUUGAGGGAAACAUUCCGGAAUAUUCGUGUCCUUCUCCGAAGUGACAAAGGAAUUGCGAAUUUCUCUGAUCGUUCUUUAUUGAAAAACUUGGGCCAUUGGUUGGGCAUGCUUACUUUGGGCCGAAGUAAACCAAUAUUACACAAUGACAUUGACAUCAAAUCUCUCUUGGCUGAAGCCUACAACAAAGGCCAGCAAGAACUUCUUUAUGUUGUGCCCUUUGUAGCCAAAGUUCUUGAGGCUUGUGCCAAAAGCAAGGCAUUUAAACCACCGUGCCCAUGGACUAUGGCUAUCAUGAAUGUACUUGCAGAACUUCACCAAGAGCCAGAGCUGAAACUUAAUCUCAAAUUCGAAAUUGAAGUUCUGUGUAAAAACCUAAGCAUUGAUGUAACAGACCUGAAGCCCAGCCACUACCUGAAGGAUCCUGCCAACAUUGAGACCAUGGAGUACCAGCUUUCUCAACCCAAAAAGAAGGAUCACCCUGGUGCUGCGUCAGUACCUUCGACUCCUCAGACUCCCGGCCCUGGCCCUCACGCUGUGACUAAUGAGGAUGCGGGUGGGUCCCGCACUGUUUCCGCAGCCCCGGCGUCUUUGACUCCGAUGUCCAACGCUUCCUCUGCGGCCGCUGCUUCUGCCGCCGCUGCUUCGCACGCCGCCGCCAACCACGCCGCUGCAGCCGUGGCCGCUGCCGCCGCUGCCGCUGCGGGCGCAGGCCUCGGCGGCGUGGGCUCGAUGAUGGUCUCGGCCCCGGUGCCGCAGUCCUGCACCUCGCCACCCCCAGGCUUGCCUGCUGGCCCUCCAGAACCGCGAUUCUCCUACUCCGAAAUCAAUGUUUCUGGCAUUACGCACAUUGGCAGGCACAUCACUGUCAACAACAAUCUAGCCCUGUUCCAAGCCAAUCCUCAACUGAAGCAGCUCGUGAGGCCAGCUGUGGAACGAGCUGUGCAAGAAUGGAUUGUACCGGUGGUGGAGCGAUCAGUGAAGAUUGCCUUGACAACUUCUGAGCAGAUCGUGAAGAAGGAUUUCGCAUUGGAUCCAGAGGAAUCCCGCAUGCGCAUUGCCGCCCACCACAUGGUGCGGAACCUGACUGCAGGUAUGGCCAUGAUCACAUGCCGCGACCAAUUGCUGCUAUCCAUCGGCUCAAACCUCAAGAGCGCUUUCAGUGCCCAAAUGAUGGGUGCCACUCAGCAGCAGAAGGAUUUGUGUGAACAAGCUGCCACCAUCACAGCUCAAGAUAAUAUGGAAGUGGCCUGUGCUUUCAUUCAAAAGACAGCCAUUGAAAAGGCCAUUCCGGAAAUUGACAAGCAUCUUAUGGCAGAAUAUGAACGCAGGAAGCAUGCUCGCACUGAGGGCCGGCGCUACUGUGACCCUGUUGCUCUCACGUAUCAGGCUCAAAGUAUGCCUGAACAGAUCCGCCUUAAAGUUGGUGGAAUAACCCAGCAGCAAAUGAGCGUCUAUGAGGAGUUUGCCCGUAAUAUUCCUGGCUUUGUGCCUAUGACGGAAAGGGAGGCUGCCCUGUUUGUGCCGAAGCCUUUCCCCAAUGCCUUGGCCACAGCAGUUCCUUUCCAGAACGCUGCCCCCACCCCAGUGACUUCUGUGACCUCAGUAACAUACAGUGAUGAGAGCAGCGCCAUAUACGACAAGCUUGUGUCUGAGCUGGAGCACAACAUGCAGAACAUGAUGAGCACUGCCUCAGGACCAGCCCAGUUGGCCAACUUGCACAACUUGCUUGAGACCUUGAUGAUUGCUCGCCGGUCUCCCAGGGAUGCACUUGCAGCUAUGACUCUCCUACAGAAGACCGUCGAAAGUUUAUUGGAAGGAAUGAGCCAAAUAUCUCAGAUGCUCAAUGACCCUGAAACCAUGACCAGAUUCAGGGACACUCACUUGCGCAUUCUGAAGGGCCUUCAAGACCAGCGCAUGUACGGAGUCCAGUGGACCAACAAGCAGGUGACCCGGUGCCUGAUCGAGUGUCGGGGCGAGCUGCGCUACAACCCCGACGCCAUCGACUGCUUGGUGCGGUCGGGUCUCGUCAACAUGCAGCAGUACGACCUUCACCUCGCAACAGCAAUGGACAAUGGACUCAACUUCCCAGUGGUUGCCUUCGCCAUGCACCUUGUCCAAAUGUACCUCAUCGAUGAGCGUCUCAACACCAACGUGACCGAAACUGACCUUGGGAACACUAUUGAGAUGUUGGCUAGGAUCGCCCAGCACUCUCGCUCCCCUCCAGAGGGCCUUAAUGCUCUCAUUGAACUGCUUCGCGCCAAUCACGACCCCAACUUGAUUGUGGAUAGGGCUCCGGGGGGACCCACUGCUCACAUCCAUUCUGGAAUUCUUCAAGUAACAUCACGUGACUUUGAUGAUCUUGGCUAUGUCGAGAAGACUGAUUUCCUGUUACGUGAAUGGGUAACCUUGAUCCAUUCACCGUCUGGCAUCAGAGAGCCUACAAAAGCCUUUGGUACUUUUGUGCAGCAUCUGAACAUGCAUGGUUUCCUAAAGACCGAUGAUGUCAUAACCAGAUUCUUCCGCAUAAGCACAAGGCUUUGUGUAGACAUGUGCUGCCAGGCACUAACAGAGCAGUCCAAUUCUCCUACUGUUGUACGAACAAAAUGCUACCAGACACUGGAUGCAUAUGUGAAGCUGAUAGCAUUGCUGGUGAAACAUUCUGGUGAUACAGCCAAUUCGGGAACUAAGAUAAAUCUUUUGAACAAAGUUCUUGGUAUUGUGGCAGGUGUGCUUCUGCACGACCAAGAUGCCCAUACUCUUGAAUUCCAGCAGCUUCCCUAUCAACGAAUGUUCAUUAUGCUGUUCUUGGAACUUAAUGCCCCAGAACCUAUACUGGAGACUAUUAACUUCCAAGUUUUGACAGCAUUCUGCCACACACUUCAUAUCCUGAGUCCUUCUAAGGCUCCUGGAUUCUCCUAUGCGUGGUUGGAAAUUGUCUCCCACCGUGUGUUCUUGGGAAGAAUGUUAGCUCUCACUCCUCAGCAGAAAGGAUGGGGCAUGUACUCCCAACUGCUGAUGGACCUCUUCAAAUUUUUGGCGCCAUUCUUGAGAAAUGCUGAACUGGCUAAACCAGUCACCCUGUUGUACAAGGGCACUUUGAGGCUCCUUCUUGUUUUGUUGCAUGAUUUCCCUGAAUUUUUAUGUGAUUAUCAUUAUGGAUUCUGUGAUGUCAUUCCUCCUAAUUGCAUACAGAUGCGCAAUUUGAUCUUAUCAGCUUUUCCUAGAAACAUGCGCCUGCCAGAUCCAUUUACACCUAAUUUGAAAGUGGACAUGCUGCCGGAAAUAGCACAUGCUCCCAGAGUCCUAACUAACUUCUCAUCUAUGAUCCAACCCCCAAAUUUCAAAAAGGAUCUGGACUCAUAUCUGAAAGCUCGAGCGCCUGUGACUUUCCUCUCUGAGCUUCGAGGAAAUGUUCAAAUUUCAAACGAGCCUGGAAUGGCCUACAACAUUCCUCUGAUGAAUGCAUUGGUUCUGUAUGUAGGCACUCAGGCUAUCAAUUACAUUCGCAGCAAGAGUCAUACCCCCAACAUGACAACCAUUGCUCAUUCAGCUCAUAUGGAUAUCUUCCAAAAUCUUGCUGUGGAUCUUGAUACCGAAGGUCGUUACCUUUUCCUGAAUGCUAUUGCCAACCAGCUUCGCUAUCCCAACAGCCACACUCACUACUUCAGUUGCACUUUGUUGUACCUAUUUGCUGAAGCUAAUUCUGAGGCCAUUCAGGAACAAAUUACUCGGGUUCUCCUGGAGCGUCUGAUAGUGAAUCGGCCACAUCCGUGGGGCCUUCUUAUUACAUUCAUUGAACUGAUCAAGAAUCCUACGUACAAGUUUUGGUUGCAUGAAUUCGUUCAUUGUGCUCCUGAAAUUGAGAAGCUCUUUGAGUCGGUUGCUCGAUCCUGCAUGGUCCAGAAACAGGUCCAGCCAGUUCAAGAAAAUGAAGUCCAGGAUUAACAAUAUCUACUAUUUCAUUGAUAAUUUUCAUUUUGUUUUUUAAUUGUUUUAUUUCCCACAUGAGGGUUAAUCUGUAAGUGCAUGCUUAACAUCUGUUCUCUUGGGAUCUCUGAAUGGAAGUUGAUUGUGAUAUGUCCUCAGUACACUUAAUUGAUUUGCUACGUGAUUGUAUAGUUAGCCUUAUGAUAUAAGAACAUCAUUGUCAGUCCAAAGUGAUAUACCUCUCUUCAGAGCCGCAACACAGUCAUUGCCACUAUUAUCUAUGCCAGUAGGCCCUUUUGGUAACUGAAUCAACGGAUCUAUUGGCCUACAUAAUUGACAACCUGUUUACUUUUCAAUUCCUGGUCAUGACUGUAUUGGUCAGCUCUGAAUGUAUUAUUUGAUUUGAAUGGAUUAUGAAUGCCUACUUUGUUUCUACUGAAGCUUUUACUUAAACAUGUGUGAUACUUGUAGCAUGCAUUAAACUGUGCUUUAAAUUUAUGUUUUUAAGAUGGUGAGGGAGAGAGAGAAGACAAUGACAAGUUACAAAAUGUGCCGAAUAUUCGCCAAAGUUUGGCUGUUGUCACUAUUGCAUGAGACUUUCAUAACUGCUGCUGCUGUGCAGCAUCACUUGUGUCCUGUGAGAUCAUUUCCCGUAGAUUUAUAAGAUGAUUAUUAUAAUUAUAUAACUAUUAUUAUUAUUAUUAUGAAUAUUAUUGUCAUUGUUUGUCCCAAGUUUUACGUUGGAAUGCCCAGUUUGUAUAUAUCUUUCUUAAACUUUCUCUGAGGACUUCCUUUGGUGCAUGUAUUAAUUGUAAUGGUCUCUACAUUCUAUUGUAUAAUGUAUAUAUAAUGUAUACAUGUAUGUAUAUGGAGACAUCCAAAUGACUCAUUGUUUUGUAAUGUAAUUGUUUUGUCAGUAAAUGUGGUCUUGCAACAUA
Molecule: messenger RNA, 8351 nt
Organism: Thrips palmi
Lineage: Eukaryota; Metazoa; Arthropoda; Insecta; Thysanoptera; Thripidae
Gene: Not1
Product: CCR4-NOT transcription complex subunit 1
Exons: 21
Coding region: 1-7431 (2476 amino acids)
Biological process (GO): nuclear-transcribed mRNA catabolic process, deadenylation-dependent decay
Cellular component (GO): CCR4-NOT core complex; P-body
Molecular function (GO): molecular adaptor activity
Source: RefSeq, a predicted model, not a curated record